AUGUCCGACAACGAGGCUGCUAGUACUCCAGCUCAGGCCAAUGGCGGUAUGAGCCAAGUCGAAGUUGAUUUUCUCAUGUGCUGCCUUCGCAAUACUACUGGUGGCUCAAUCCAGGUCGAUACGCAAAAAGUCGCUCAACUCUUGAACUACAAGAACCCUCGUUCGGUUUCCAACAAGGUUUCUAGCAUCAAGAAGAAAUACAACCUUCCCUUCGGUGCUUCCAGCCGCACCGCCGAGGAGAUGGCAGUAAGCAAGCCUGGCAAAGGUGACGCCUCACCAAAGAAGGCAUCUGAUGCAAAUGGUGAUAAUGAGCCCGCCGUUCCUACCACGCCUUCCAAAAAUCGGGUCACCAAGACUAAGGCCAUUCCAAAACCUCGUGUCAAAAAGACACCAGCGAAGAAGCCGACCAAGAAGGUUGCUGCUGAGGAGUCUCAAGAAGAAGAGCUUAGCGAUGUUGAAGAUGAGGAGAUGGAAGAUGCCAAAGAGGAAGACGAUGAGUAG
Molecule: messenger RNA, 501 nt
Organism: Sclerotinia sclerotiorum 1980 UF-70
Lineage: Eukaryota; Fungi; Ascomycota; Leotiomycetes; Helotiales; Sclerotiniaceae
Exons: 3
Coding region: 1-501 (166 amino acids)
Source: RefSeq, a predicted model, not a curated record